AUGACUGACGGCACCGGGUCGGGCAGCAGUAGUCGGCCAAGUCAGUUUGGUGGCAAUGUGCCUCGACGUUUGUCGUAUGCUUCUGUGGCCUCAGGCGCAACUGCUCAGGCGCUUCAGCGUCCAACUCGAUCGGGUGCAUUCUCUCAUCUCGUCUCUUCAACUCCUAGCAGCUCGUACCCUCCUCAGUAUCAACCAGACCAUCAAUAUCAAAGACGACAUUCGGAGCAAGACCAGGACGGCCUGGGAGUCAACCACUGGCGAAAGCCAACACCUCUACCUUCAUAUUCGAGAAAGUUUGCCAAUAUCCCGAGUCUCGGAACGAACACGAUGUCUCCCAAUCCUUUCUUCAUCCCCUCCUACCUGAGGCAUUCUCGUUACAUGGCAAAGCUGGAAGUCGCCCACAAGGCCAAGUUGAAGAAAGAGCGUGAGCAGCCAUCCGCAGGGUCGUCCGCGCUGAAUUCGUUCUCUACAAGCGCCGGAAAUGCAAGGUUAGCGCCAUCGCACCGGGGCAUGACCUACGAUAUUAUCGAAAGCCAUCCUCCCAGAGAAGAAGACGCAUUACCUCCGUUGCCUUCGAGGUGGAGCGAGCAGGACAAAUACCCAGGCCUUGAUAUAAUCGACGGUCAAGAUCUGAAAUACAGUGGCUCAGCAAGCAAAGCCGAGAUUGAGGCUGCGUCUGUCAGAACAGAUCACCCAAUGCCACUUGCGUGCGGAAUAUACUAUUUCGAGGUGGAAAUCAAACAGAAGAGCAAGGACACAGCUAUUGCCAUCGGGUUUUCCACAAGUGAAGCGUCACUUGAACGGUUACCAGGGUGGGAGACACAAUCCUGGGGCUAUCAUGGUGAUGAUGGAAAAAUGUUUUUUGGGGAGCAUUCGGGUCGAAGUUACGGCCCAACCUUCGGCACAGGCGAUGUCAUCGGCUGCGGGAUCAACUUCAACACCUGUCAAGCAUUCUUCACAAAGAACGGCCAGUAUCUCGGUAUCUGUUUCCGAGAACUGAAGAAGGACGUGAAACUGUAUCCCACGAUUGGCAUGAAAAAGCAUUCCGGCGCAUUAGUGGCAGGCAACUUCGGUCAGCGGCCUUUUGUCUUCGACAUUGAUGAUAAGAUGUUGUCCGAGGAGACGAAUGUUUCAAGAGAAAUUGCAAAGGCCAAAAUCACCUCACUACAGGCGCAAAGGGACGAGAAUACCCUCAUUCAGGAGUUGGUGGCGCAUUUCUUAGCUCACGACGGCUACGUUGAGACUGCAAAGGCGUUUGCGGAGGAAAUGCGAAGAGAAAAGCAAUCAUUGAACAAUUCUCUGCCUGCAAACACGUCAACCCCCCAUGAGCGAGACGACACUGACGCAGUACAUCGACAGCGGAUACGACGUGCAAUCCUCUCUGGAGAUAUCGACCAAGCUCUUGAAAUCACGCACGCACAAUUUCCUACUGUUCUGGCAGAAAACCCGGACAUCGUUUUCCGAUUGAAAUGCCGAAAAUGGAUUGAACUAAUUGGCAAGUCGACCGAAGUCGAGCCUUCCAAACACACGACUGGGCAUGAACGGAGGGCCAGUAAUGGAGUGGACAGCGCCUCCAAAGUAGACGACGAUUUUGCUCAAGACAUGGAGCUUGAUGAGCAGCCUAACGGUGACAGUCGCACCAAUGGCGUGGGGAAAUCGCGGGCUAAUGACGGCGUUUUGCAACACGACCAGCUCCUCAAUGAGGCGAUGCUGUACGGUCAAGUCCUGCAUAAAGAAUUCCGGGACGAGGAUGAGGACUACGCAAAAGCUUUGCGGGAUAUUUUCAGCCUGGUGGCAUACGACGACCCCAGAGGUAGCGUGAAUGGACAUCUUUUGGACCCUGCCGGCAGAGUCACGGUGGCAGAGGAGCUGAACUCUGCCAUCCUAGUCUCACUUGGACGCUCGCCUUCGGCUGCCUUGGAGACGGCUUGGAAGCAGACAGAAGCUUUAAUCGAUGUCCUCAGCGAAGAUGGCGGGCCUGCUGCUUUUGUUAACCUCCAAGCAACGUUCUCGUCUUGA
Molecule: messenger RNA, 2019 nt
Organism: Cladophialophora psammophila CBS 110553
Lineage: Eukaryota; Fungi; Ascomycota; Eurotiomycetes; Chaetothyriales; Herpotrichiellaceae
Exons: 3
Coding region: 1-2019 (672 amino acids)
Biological process (GO): cytoskeleton organization; cell surface receptor signaling pathway
Cellular component (GO): cytoplasm
Molecular function (GO): protein binding
Source: RefSeq, a predicted model, not a curated record